This is a messenger RNA of Ramularia collo-cygni, 495 nucleotides long. RefSeq lists its product as uncharacterized. Lineage: Eukaryota; Fungi; Ascomycota; Dothideomycetes; Mycosphaerellales; Mycosphaerellaceae. The record is from RefSeq and is a predicted model, not a curated record. The transcript is spliced from 2 exons. The coding region runs from base 1 to 495 and encodes 164 amino acids.
AUGGACCAAGAUCCAGGCUCCACGCAGCUUCCUGUUUUGAAGCCUACGGAGCAUGUGAACGUCCUGCAAUACAACACAUAUGAGGGUAUGGAAACCGCAGGUGCUGCCGGCCUUGUGUAUGCUGCCACAACGUCUUUGCGGUCGCUUCCACCAAAGAAAAACUUCGCGCACGCCUGGGAUCUAGCUGUUCCAGUGCUAAAGGAAGCCCCGCUGUCAGCCGCUGCGUAUGGCAACACUAAAGCGGUGCUCGAGGAUGGGACUAUCUUACAGAUGGAUGAAGAAUUGGCAGCGAAGGUGAGCAUUAUGGUCAAGGAUAUGCUUAUGCACAUCUGCAUGCAGAACGAUCUUAAGAUUCACCACACCAAGUUCAAAGACAAUCCACUUCACGAAAUCGAUAUCGCCGCAAUGUUGAAGACUGAAACCACUAGGAAGCCUUCAGAUCCGUUGGAUGCCAUGAGCGUUUCGAUGCGCAAGUCACUAACAUUCGCCAUCUGA